Prorocentrum cordatum is the source of this 887-nucleotide messenger RNA. The record is from the annotation of a GenBank genome assembly. Lineage: Eukaryota; Dinophyceae; Prorocentrales; Prorocentraceae.
AGGCGUUUGCCGCGGCCGAGGCCUCCAGGGCGCACCCCUGCCCACCCGCAUGGCGGCGGGGCGCUGAGCCGGGGCGCCCUCGGCAGCCGGCGGGUCGCUUCCCGAGGCCGGGACCCCCCGGAGCCGCGGGGGCGCGGCCUGCGGCGGCUACAUGGCGUGCUGCGGGAGCCUGCUCCGGAAGCACAGCUGCACCCGGCGGCUCUUCGCCGCCAGCGUCGUCAAGGCGCAGGGCAUCGAGCCGGAGCUCCGGGACGACCUGAUCAAGCAGGUCCAGCUCUGUGACGCCAUCCCCAGGUAUAUGUGCGAAGUUGGCGCAGCUUUGGAGGCAUUGGCACGGGCCCAUGACGUUCUCGACAAGGCGGGCAUCGGAGACCUGGACGACGCGGGGCCCAAGAUACUGGUGAAGGCGCUGCUCGACGGGUGCCAGCAGGCCCACCAGAUCUUCAUGAGCGCCGGCACGGCCAUCCGCACCUCUCUCGAGACCCACGGCACAGCGCUGGACGCAUGCGUCGACGAUCUUUCGCACGCCGAUCAGGUUUAUGCCGAGCUCAUCCGCUACCGCGAGAAGUACGAGCUGCUGGAGCGCAAGCGGUGCGAGCGCCUGGACAGAGGCCUGGCCUGCUCCAAGAAGGACCACGAGCGGUUAGACCGAAACCUGAAGAAGCUGCAGCAGGAGACUCGUGAUUCAUUUGCACCGCCGCGGCUGCAGAGCGAGACGUUCAGCGCGGAUGCGGAGAACGCCGCCAGCGUCGCCCAGACUCGCGCGCGAGAUUCUUUGCAUUCGUGCAUCUCGCGAAGAGGGAUACUCUAUCGGCUCACCCGUGACAUAGCUGCAGGCACCUCGCAGGCCUUCGCGACCAUGACGGCCACCGCGAAGGCCGCAGGCG